Messenger RNA from Malurus melanocephalus (red-backed fairy wren), 1386 nucleotides. It is a transcript of the gene PPM1L, whose product is annotated as protein phosphatase, Mg2+/Mn2+ dependent 1L. Lineage: Eukaryota; Metazoa; Chordata; Aves; Passeriformes; Maluridae. Gene Ontology annotation, cellular component: nucleus; cytosol. Gene Ontology annotation, biological process: positive regulation of canonical Wnt signaling pathway; positive regulation of canonical NF-kappaB signal transduction; negative regulation of canonical NF-kappaB signal transduction. The record is from RefSeq and is a predicted model, not a curated record. Gene Ontology annotation, molecular function: protein serine/threonine phosphatase activity; cation binding. Bases 124 to 1143 code for a protein of 339 amino acids. The transcript has 3 exons.
GCCGAGCCUGAGGGAGCGCAGCGCGGGGCUCGGAGCCGCCCGGCCGGCCGAGCAUGCACUGAGCGGCCCCGGGCUCGGAGCCGCCCCGCCGCAUGCUGUGGGGAGACACGGUCGCGAUAAUAAAUGAUAGAGGAUACAAUGACUUUGCUGUCUCUGCUGGGUCGGAUCAUGCGUUACUUCUUGCUCAGACCGGAGACCCUGUUCUUGCUGUGCAUCAGCCUGGCCCUGUGGAGUUAUUUCUUCCACACGGAUGAGGUGAAAACCAUUGUCAAGUCGAGCAGGGACGCGGUGAAGAUGGUGAAGGGCAAGGUGGCCGAGAUCAUGCAGAAUGACAGGCUCGGGGGUUUAGACGUGCUGGACGCUGAGUUCUCCAAGACCUGGGAGUUCAAGAGCCACAACGUGGCCGUCUACUCCAUCCAAGGCCGGAGGGACCACAUGGAGGACAGGUUCGAAGUAAUCACUGACCUGGUGAACAAGACUCACCCGUCCAUCUUCGGGAUAUUUGAUGGGCACGGAGGAGAGUCCGCAGCAGAGUACGUGAAGUCGCGGCUGCCCGAGGUGCUGAAGCAGCACCUGCAGGAYUACGAGAAGGACAAGGAGAACAGCGUCCUGUCCUACCAGAGCAUCCUGGAGCAGCAGAUCCUGUCCAUCGACCGCGAGAUGCUGGAGAAGCUCACCGUGUCCUACGAUGAGGCAGGUACGGCGGGGACUUUUCAUCCUUCACAUCUGUCACAAACGGCUCCUUUGCAAUCUUUCUUCGUGCAGGUUGAACUUUUGUCCUCGUUUUUGGGAGGUGGYUUCAUCAGCUUCAACGGCUCGUGGCGCGUUCAGGGCAUCCUGGCCAUGUCGCGCUCGCUGGGCGAUUACCCCCUGAAGAACCUGAACGUGGUCAUCCCCGACCCCGACAUCCUGAGCUUCGACCUGGACAAGCUGCAGCCCGARUUCAUGAUCCUGGCCUCGGACGGGCUGUGGGACGCCUUCAGCAACGAGGAAGCCGUGCGCUUCAUCAAGGAGCGCCUGGACGAGCCGCACUUCGGCGCCAAGAGCAUCGUGCUGCAGUCCUUCUACCGGGGCUGCCCCGACAACAUCACCGUCAUGGUGGUGAAGUUCAGGAACAGCAGCAAGGCGGAGGAGCAGCAGUGAGCGCUGCUGGAGCGUUGGGGGCUCGGCCGCAGCGGGAAGCGUCCCCGGGCUCUGAGGGACGGGAGGAGCCGCUCCUGCCCUGGGCUCGACCAAAGGAGCAAUACAACCAUGAGCCUCAGAGCCCCCCGGCCCGCCCCGCGCCCCCCGAUCCAUAGGAACCUCUGUAAGCUCCCGUUCCCCACUUUGGUGUCGGAAUCCCGGGCAGACUGUGGGUCAGGGCGCUGCCCUCCCUCCCUCCCGUGU